Cyprinodon variegatus (sheepshead minnow) is the source of this 3802-nucleotide messenger RNA. RefSeq names its product pygopus family PHD finger 2 (gene pygo2). Bases 212 to 1978 code for a protein of 588 amino acids. The record is from RefSeq and is a predicted model, not a curated record. Lineage: Eukaryota; Metazoa; Chordata; Actinopteri; Cyprinodontiformes; Cyprinodontidae. The transcript has 4 exons.
GCUCGCUAACCCUGCUUAUCCCUCUUUGUCCGGUAGCGGCAGAAAGGCCGUGAUAAUUAUGACACAAAUUUGCGUUUUUGAAUGAAUUACAGUUGAAUGGUGGAUCAACAAGCACACACCGUGUGAGGACUGGUUUGCUGGCAAUGACACACCAGCGAGUUUCAAUUUAAAGGACAGCAGAGCAAGCAUCGGAGAAAGGUCAUAUUAGCUAAUGGCUUCCGAAUCGGGGAGACUACUGGCGGGACAAGGAAAAAGAAAAGCCUCACAGAUGAAGAGCCCGGAGAAGAAAAAGGCUCGUAAAUCCUCCACUCAGGCGGCGGGGUUCUCCCACCUCACCGAGUUUGCGCCUCCACCUACUCCUAUGGUGGAUCAUCUGGUCGCCUCCAACCCAUUUGAUGAUGACUUUGGACCUCCCUCAAGACCUAGUGGGGCAGGUGGACCAGGUGGGGCUCCGUUUCUCCCCAGCCCAGGUGCAGGUGGAGGAGGUGGGUAUGGAGGUGGUGGUAGAAUCGGUCCAGGCAUGAACUUCAUGGGAGGCCCAGGUGGACCAGGAAGUGGCCCGCCUGGACGCAGACCACCUUUUGGCCCUCCGACCAACACUGGACCACACCACCAGUUGGGCUUUGGAGGAAUGCCUGGUUUUGGAGGUGGAGGAGGCGGUGGAGGAGGUGGGGGAGGUGGAGGAGGUGGAUUUCCUCCUGGUGGCCCCUCUCAGUUCAAUAUGCAACCAAACUUCAGUCCACCCAUGCAUCCUGGGACAGGAUUUAAUUCCAUGUUGUCUCCAGGGGGAAUGGGGGGUCCAGGUGGAGGUGGUCCACCCCACCCUCGUUUUGGCAUGCCCCCUCAGCAGCAGCACGGACAGGGCGGGCACCCGUUUAACAGCCCACCAUUGCCUGGGGGCGGAGGUCCACGAGGGCCCUUGCCUCCCAUGGGAGGAGGUAUGGGUCCAGGAAUGAACAUGAUGGGUGGCAUGGGAGGUGGCCCUGGUGGCAACAUGGUAGGAGGAGGGUUGCCAGGUAUGCCCCCUCAAGGACAGUUUCCUCCCUCACAGGAUGGCCCUUAUCCUGGCCCCAGUCCACCGGGGCCAGGCACUGAAGAUGGAAAGAACUUUGGUGGAGGAGGCGGGCCUCCAGGGCCCCCGCAGCAGCAGCAGCAACAACAACAACAGCAGCAGCUUAACAUGAAUCCCAACGGUCCCCCGAAUACCAACACUACACAUGGUCCUCCCUCUAACUCUGGGCCUUCACAACAAGGGGGAGGCUUUCCCGGCCACCCAGACGUACCACAGCCCAGUGCCAACACACCCGGUCAGCCUCCAUCGGCCCCAUCACAGCCCAACCCCAACUCCUCUCCUACUGGUCCACUGAACGGAUCAGGUCAAGCCCAACAUCCUCAGUCCAGUCAGUUGCAGCCCCCAAACAACACAAAUACCCCAAACUCCAACAACUCCAAUAUGCAGCAGCAACAAUCAACUCCGCCAAAUUCUGCAGGGUCCUCCUCCUACAACCAGCAGAACAGCACUCCCGGUUCUGGUGGCUCCCUGUCCAACGCUGCCUCCAAUUCAAAUCAGAAUAACAUGACUAACAACAACGGAAGCAACACUCCUGGCAGCAACCCCAACCCUCCCUCAAACUCCACCUCGACCCCUAACACCCAGUCCCCUUUACCUUCUGGACCCACUGCCCCUACAACCGGACCCAGUUCAGGUCCUGGAAAACUUGGUGUGCCCGGUAUGGUCUUCCCUUGCGGCCAUUGUAGGACGGAGGUACAUGACGACCAGGACGCCAUCCUUUGCGAGGCUUCUUGCCAGCGCUGGUACCACCGUGACUGUACAGGCCUUACAGAACCGGCAUAUGGGCUGCUGACGACAGAGAGCGCUGCCGUUUGGGCCUGUGACAACUGCAUCAAGAGCAAGGACAUACAGGCCGUGAUUGUUCGCCAGCCUUUAGGCCAGCUGGUGGCGGCUAACGAGAGCUGAGCAACAUUGAUUGGACAAACAGACUAACUGAAUGAACCGUGCCAUGUCACCUUUGUCUCAGCCAGCCCUUCACCCAUUCACUACACAUAGCGACACACUCAUCGACUCUCAUGCUUAUACGUAGCACUUUGAGUGACUCUUGGCAAAUCAAUUUUCUUAAACCCCCCCCACCCCACCUGAUUGGAGUUCAGAAUCUAAAUGAAUGUUUUGCCCGCAGGGUCCUUGAGAGAUCUGCUUGCCAAUCAGCAAAGCACUGACACCAACACACUACCUCAAACAGCUUUUGACUGACUGGCACAGAAACUUGUGCACUGACGGACCGAAUGGUGUGUGCGGUGAGAUUUCCAGCUCACACUCUCAGAAAUUCAAUUCAGGCGGGGAACGUAAUUUUUAAAUGCCCACUUUGUGCUGAUAGGAGCUCAGAAGAUUACUGAUUUUAAAUAGGAGAAACCCUGGAACAGCCACCGGAAAGAACAGGGUUCCUACAAAGCUUGAAAAUCUCAACUUUUUCCUCUUCAUCCAUCUUAGUAUCCUUGCCUUUACCUUAUCUCCUACAUUCAGUUUCUUCUUCGCCUCUCCUUCUUACCCUACUUCUGUUUUCCUUUGUGUUUCCUUUCCCAUGUCAUUUCUUCUUUACUUAAGCCCUUCCCUGUGUACUUUAUACUUUUAUCCUGUCCUGUGUGACUCGAUUCCUGCCAUCAUUUAUUCUGUGCUUCCUUUCUGUUCAUGUAUGUCUUUGAUCUCUAGUGCCAUCUUUUUUUUUAUCCCUCCAUCUGCCCAUCCAAUCUUUCCAUGCAUUAAAAGUUCAAUUAAAUGUCUAUAUCUUAAAAUUAUCUAAAAGGAUUAGAGACAUGGAUUUUUUUACUCUCUAAAUCUGAGGUAUAUGUAGGAACCCUGUAUAAUGGUCUCAUGAAUUUGCAGUUUAAUUUCUACAGAAAUGCUUCAGUUCACCACUGCCCUUUCACAUUGUUGGCCUUUUACUGAGAGCAAGGGGAAAAACUGAAAACAAUAUAUGAGUAUAUGGCAGUAUAAACAUGUCAGUAUUAAGUGUUUUGUGGAAUCUAAAUCUUACAUGCACAUGCUUUAACCCUGCUUACUGCAUCAUUCUGUAUCCAGUGCUGGUUAUUCCAAAGGACUACAAGGUCGGGAUCUCAUCCACGUUUCACAAAGGAUCUCGCCACCCACUAAAAAAGAAACAUAAAACAUAAACUUGUAAAUAUACGGACAAAAUAUUUGUCUAGAGUUCCCAUCACUUGUGAACAAGUCGCAGAGUCAAACCGGUGAUCAAAAAAAUGAUGAGUUAAAUUUAUGUGUCUUGGUUGUGUACAUGGUGUUUUGGGUUUUAUACGGUCUUCUUUUUUUUAUCUGCAGUGCUCAUGAAAUUGUGAAUCCAGUGCUUUUGCACGGUGUUGGCAUAGCAAGUAGUGACAUGUCUCAUUUCACAAUGUGCAUAGUCCUUAACAAAACUAGUGGUGGGAGAUGCAUGCGAUCCAAUGCAGCAACUGUCUAUUAUUUUCAGGAUUCUGCCCUGCAGGAAACCUUGAAGUAGACCAAAUACCUGAAGAGGAAAGAAAAUUACUAAUUUUUACAUUUCUCUUGCAGUAUAAGGUGUUUAUAUCUUCUUCUUACUUGUCAUUUUUUUCUUUAUUACAUGUCCGAGUUGCCUUUCUUUUGACGCUAUCAUUCGUUUCCUUUUUUUUGUACUGCUAUUUGUGCUGUGCUCUUGCUCUGCUCUGGUGCCUCCUGGUGGAACCAGCAGGUGCUACAUGCGGUGGGGAAGUGAGAGGUACUAAACUCUGAAGUAAAGAACGUUUGUUUUUUUGC